Messenger RNA from Rosa rugosa (rugosa rose), 1977 nucleotides. RefSeq lists its product as uncharacterized. NCBI's taxonomy places the organism in Eukaryota, Viridiplantae, Streptophyta, Magnoliopsida, Rosales, Rosaceae. The coding region runs from base 196 to 1758 and encodes 520 amino acids. The record is from RefSeq and is a predicted model, not a curated record. The transcript has 5 exons.
CCGUCUCCCCAAAUUCAAAAUCUGAAAUCUUACUGCCUCUCUCACUCGCUAAGCUCUCACAGACACAUUGUCUUCAAACACCCACAAACCAAAACCACCAAAACCAGAUUCACAGCUCAGGCAUCUUACACAAACACUCGAUCUUUCUGGAACCCUUUUGGCAAUUCUUCAAAUUUAGAUCCGAGAGUUUUAAGAAUGGUGUACUCAUACGCACCCACAUACUACUCCUCUCUACAUGAGUCGGUCACCUCCUUAUGUAAGACCAUACUUCCCUUCAGCUUCAAGAAACGCCGCUUACCGGCCGCGGAACACAAGCUGUCGAAGCUUCAGUCUGAUAAUCUCAAAUGGCAGCAGGACUCUUUCCACCAGAUUCUCAACUUGAUGGGUCUUCACAAGGAAGGCAUUUUGGCAGAGACUGAGGUCUCAGCUUUUCGAUCCCAUUUGCUCGACACUCUAAUUGCAGCUCCGGCCGAACAUGAGCAGCCAGUGAUCUUGAGAGAUAAGCUGCUUUUCUUGCAGGAACUUUUGUAUGCAAAAUGCAUAUCUGAAGAUGAGUACCAUUCUUCGAAAAGGCCGUUGCUGCAGAGAUUGGCAGUCCAAGGAGCUGAGAUUGAGGCCAGAGAUGUAAUUGUUGCAGGGGCGCCACUCAAAGAUCCAAAAGAGAAUGCAGAGGAGGAAUGGUCUGUCAUCGACUUGAAGGAUGACAAAAGCUUGGUGAACAAAGAGGGCUCGAAUUCGAAGAGCAACAAAGGGAGGCAUGGCUCGGCAAUGAAGCAGAUCAAAGGAGCAGCUUCGGUUUUGGGUUUUGUGUCACCUUACAAACAGGGGAAGAACAGAGAAGAGAGGAGCAUUUUCGAUUUGGCUAACAACUCUAAUCAUGAAACUAGUUCAAUUCUCAUGCCGGAGAGCUUGCCUCCAGUGAAAGAAAGUGGUAGCUCGGAUAGAACAAAGAGGAAACCGUUUAGGAAUCUGUUUCAGAGAGAGCAGAAAGAGGGAAAUGGGGAUGAGAAUUGUGUCGAACAAGAACAGACACCUUUGAAAUCAGCGAAAAAGAAAUGGGGAUUUGAUGGAUUGAAGAAGUGGAAGAGGAGUGAGUUGGAGGAUGAGACAACUCCUCUGCCUCUUAAUGAGAGAUCAGAUAGUGAAGUUCAUGUGAAGCUUGUGGCAAGUCCCAUGGGUGAAGGACCAGACACUAGGCUUAUCAAGAGGAAGCUGCUUUCAGAUGGUUCUCCUUCUGAUUUUUUCAUUGAUAAGGUUGUAGGGGACAAGAUAAAGAAGGAGCUGUCGAGAAUUCAGACCGAGCUUUGCACAUCAAAUCCAAAUCUCAAAUUUUCGAAUGACCAAAUUGAAGCAAUUUCAACUAAGCUUCCAGUAGACAAGGCUGAGCUAAAGAAGUUUUUCCCCAAGUCGUGGUGUGAUCGCUACGGUGAUGUGGUCUUGGAUGUGGUGAAGAAAGAAUUCAAGGACCAUGUUGGGGAAAUGGAGAGCUUGAGGAAUGCAGCUAGAGAGAAACAUGGCAUGAACUCAGCGCGAUGGACAACAUUCCAAGACGACGAUGAAAAUUGUCACCCGAAUCUAUUUGCAACCCGAGAUCAUUCAUACCAUAGCAGUGGCACUUCAAGGUUCCAUGAAACCAAUCCUUUCUGUGAUGAUCACAUCACUGGGAAUGGAAGCAAUGCUAGCAAGCUGGGAUUUAAACCAGCUUUUGCCCAAGACCAGAACCAGAACCCCUUCUGGGUCCCUGGACAUGGCUAUUGAUAACAGCAGGCACUGAUAUAUAUUCUGGGUAAUGCCUUAUAGGGAAGUAAUGUUAUCUGCUUUUAUGAUGUUAUUAUGAUUGAGGAAUCGCUUUAUGGAUUCUAAAAGAACUCGGCUAGCCAAGUAAUUCAAACUCUUAUGUUUGACUUGUAAAUUAGGCAAUGUAAUUUCACCCUGUGCUGUCCUAAAGUAACAACAGGGUUGGUAAUUUAUUGAAAA